UAUCACUAGUUUAUAAAAAUAGAACAUUAAAAUAUCUCAGACUCUGGUCAUACUGGGAAUUUGAAUAAGGUUGACUCAUGGGGUUAAACUUGAUCCAUGACAUUGUAAACAACUUGCUGAACUUCUGGGAAGUCUGAAAAGAGAAACGUCAAGCAAAUACAAUAUUAGGUGUGAACUGCCUCUUGGAGGAGCUGCAACAGCAAAACUCCACAGAUCCAUUGUCUGGGAAUAGAAAUACUGAGUGUGGAUAUGGGUUCAGCAAUAGUUGUGUAUGACCUUGCACUAAUACGGGAAUUAUGGGAAUGCAGAGUGAGGAAAUACAAGCAGCGACAGAAGAAAGAACAGGAGCGCUUGGAAAAAAGUGCACUAGCACAGUUGAAUCAACAAUGGCAAUAUCGACUUGAAUGCAAGAAGAGAGCCCUUCAACUAUCAGCUCAGAGAGGCAUGGCAAAUGAGUUUUCAGACUUUCAGCUCUAUCAGGAACAAGAAAAAAAACCACUGUCAUAUGAGCGCAUAUCAGCAGACUCAGGAACUGAGAGUGAUUUUGAGGAAAAACUACUUAUUUUUGAGCUAAGUGGAGAAUACUGGAAGGAGUUCCCUGAAUCAUUAAUAGAAAUGACUGACCUCCGAGUAUGGCGAAUAACAAGAACCAGCAUACAUGAAAUUCCAGUGUAUAUCGAACAUUUUCAAGAUUUGAGAGUACUGGAACUGCCCAGAAAUUGCAUCACAGAACUCCCGGCUGAAAUUGGGAAACUCAUUUACCUUAAGGAACUGAAUCUGAGUUAUAAUAAGCUGUCUAGUAUUCCUCCUGAACUUGGAGAAUGUGAGAACUUGGAGAAACUUGAAUUAAUUGCAAACCUGAACCUUUGGGAACUGCCGUUUGAGCUCAGUAAUCUGAAAAAACUCAUAUACUUGGAUUUAUCGGCCAAUAAAUUUCACACCAUACCUGUCUGUGUUCUCCGGAUGUCAGGACUCCAGUGGUUUGAUAUCAGCAAUAAUCUGUUGAAAGAGCUACCAGAAGAUAUUGACAGGUUGCAAGAAUUAAAUUCCUUUUUCCUCCAGAAGAACAUAAUGACGUACUUGCCCAAUUCACUGUGUAAUAUAUCAACACUCUCUAUGAUUGUUGUAAGUGGAGACCAUCUGGUCAGCAUGCCAACAGCCAUCUGUUGCAGCCCCAAAAUUAAAUUCAUCAGCCUGUUUGAUAACCCUCUUCAUUCUGUGGAAGGGAAGUUAGAAGAUGAGUCUGAGGAAGAAGACAGAAGUCAGAAGGAGAAGGAGAAAGAGUUUAUGCAGACAUAUGUUGAAACCCUUAAGAACAGAGAAACUGCUCCCAGUUACACUACCAAGGUUUCUCUGACCUGUCAUUUGUAAUGAGAUUGAAUAACUUCUGAAGACUGACGAAAGGGGGAUCAUUCUGGAUAGAAGAUGGUGGUGAAAAUUGGGAAUAUUUAUUUUAGAAGAAAGUACUGUCUUUCUAAGGUUAUGAAGUUCUUAUGAGAAAACAAUAUAAGAAAAAUAAAUUCACAAUCAAACAUUGCUGUUAGGAUGACAUUUAAAAGAUUUUUAAAUGUCUUUGGAUUCAUCGAGGUGGAUGCUGCACAUUGGUGGUGGUGGAGGGGA
Molecule: messenger RNA, 1620 nt
Organism: Lepisosteus oculatus (spotted gar)
Lineage: Eukaryota; Metazoa; Chordata; Actinopteri; Semionotiformes; Lepisosteidae
Gene: smim22
Product: leucine rich repeat containing 2
Molecular function (GO): protein binding
Source: RefSeq, a predicted model, not a curated record